AUGAGAGCGGCUGAGGAGAGUAAAAUACCUCACGAAACUCUCCUCGAAUACGCUCAAAAGUUGGCUGCUUUCACCCACGCUCCACCGUCUCUCACCACCAACGACAGCCACGCCCCUCAGCAGCCAUUCAAUAUGCCUUUCCCCACCGAAUCAAACAUGCGUCGUGGUAUCCUAUUUGCUCAGGGCGAGGAACACACGCUCACGCUUGAAAUGGGAGAGAGUCGCGAGGUGGAGGCUGAGAAAGUGGUCCACCAUCCAAUCAACAGCACUGCACAAGAGCAGCAACACAUGCAAGCAUUUGACGGUGAUGGGGAUGUUGAGUUUGAUUUGCUGGAUUGA
Messenger RNA from Wallemia ichthyophaga EXF-994, 339 nucleotides. RefSeq lists its product as uncharacterized. Gene Ontology annotation, biological process: regulation of transcription by RNA polymerase II. The transcript has a single exon. Bases 1 to 339 code for a protein of 112 amino acids. The record is from RefSeq and is a predicted model, not a curated record. Gene Ontology annotation, molecular function: transcription coregulator activity. Lineage: Eukaryota; Fungi; Basidiomycota; Wallemiomycetes; Wallemiales; Wallemiaceae. Gene Ontology annotation, cellular component: mediator complex; core mediator complex.